AUGGAUGCCAAUAGAGCAGCUUUCCGAAAAUGGUCGAUUAUCCCCCGCAUGCUCCAAGAUAACACGAUCCGUGAUCUUUCUGUUGAGCUCUUUGGGUCCAAAUAUCCUAGCCUUGUACUGGUUGCUCCGGUGGGCGUGAACAAGAUUUUCCACCACGAGGGAGAAUGUGCAGUCGCACGGGCAGCUGCCAAUUGCUCGGUGCCGUACAUUAUGUCAACUGGGUCCUCGACCACGCCAGAGGAAAUCGCGGAGACAUCGGGAUCGGGGUCCCGCUCGGGGUCCCGCUGGUUCCAGCCUGCCGGAUUUACAACACUCGUGGUCACGCUUAAUCUCUGGGCUCUCAGCUGGCGGCCAAAAGACCUAGAUAACGCAUCCGUUCCUUUUUACCUUGGAAUUGGCGACGCUAUUUGCCUUUCAGAUCCAGUCUUUCAGAAAAAAUGGAAAGACGGCCCAGGCAAGGGAAAAUCUAUCCAGGAUGAUUUCCAGAAUGCCUGUAUGGGAUGGGAAAAGACAGUAUUCUCGGGCCACAGCCACACGUGGGAAGAUAUUAAGUUCUUAAAGGAACAUUGGGAUGGCCCUAUUGUCCUAAAAGGCAUUCAAUCGAUAGAGGAUGCUGAGCUAGCAGUCAAGGCAGGCGUCCAGGCAUUGUCGUUUCUAACCACGGGGGUCGCCA
Pseudogymnoascus verrucosus is the source of this 673-nucleotide messenger RNA. RefSeq lists its product as uncharacterized. The record is from RefSeq and is a predicted model, not a curated record. Gene Ontology annotation, molecular function: oxidoreductase activity. The transcript has 5 exons. Lineage: Eukaryota; Fungi; Ascomycota; Leotiomycetes; Thelebolales; Thelebolaceae. The annotation marks the transcript as partial.